GAUGGCGUGAUAUACGUUGAAAGCUCGACAAGACUAUAGUUUAGUUACUAGUUGGCCAUCUGAUCCUCUUCAACUUAAUUAUAAAUUGUAGUUUGAUCUAAUCAAUUAUUACGCUUGUUUUGCUUAUAUUUUUCAAUAUUAUUGCAUAAUAAAAGUUCUUACAUUUGACUGCAGGCUAUCUUGCUCUUCUUUGGAAAAUACUAUAGUCAUGCAAUAUAGAACCAUUCUGUAAUUUUUUAUCACAUAUUAGAUGAAAAACUAAGAAGAUUCAUAUUAUUGAAUAGACAAAAAACAGGAAUAAAUGUACAACUGCACAGACCUUCAAAGUCAUGAUUCAAUACAUUUCUGAUCGGACUGCCAAAGUUGUCGAAUAAACAUAUUUUAAAAUCAUAUUAUGAUCAGGUUGACUUGAUUGAAUUGCUCUAAAAGUCGAGAGAAAAAAUCAAGGAUUGUUUCUUGACAAAAUUGUUGGCGAAUCAAGACCACGGAAGAUCGGAGGACGAAGCCAAGUUUAACAUAAGGUGGUACAAAUUUACAUAUGUAAUAAUUUGUAACAAUUAUCAUGGCUUGAUUAAUAACAAAUACGAAAAUUCCUUGUUCUCUCUCUCUCUUUCUCCCUUUUCUUUUAAAAAUAUGUGCGCCUUGGGAGCUGCGGUCGUCGACUGUGUUCACACAAUUUUAUGAUGUCCGAGCCGCAAGAAACGAGAUCCGCCUGGUCCCUGAUACAACGGGCGAAGGAAAGGUUUGGAUACUUGCGCGAGCUUGCCAGGGUACUUUUCGAAGUCCUGGCAUACGCCAAAGUCCGGGGGAUCGUCGACACUUCCUGCAGGCCGGUCCGCACGUUCGCCUACCUUAGGCCUUCGCCGCCGCACCUCGGCUACGAAAUGCGAGAGCUGUCCGACCGGGCCAAAGACGAGUUCGACCAAUUGACCUUCGUCUACCACCUGAUGGCCAACUACACGUUCGCUCUUCCACCCGGCUAUGUCAUCAACUACCGCAUAUUCUGACUCUCCGAACAACAUUUUCCGCAAUUAACAAUCUAAUUAAGUACACUGUUUUAAUACACUUUAUUUUUGUUAUAAAUCGUUUUUCAUUUAUUUUUAAACAUAUGCUCCGAUGUUCGUUAUUAAAAACUCGAGGCUUUUUCUUCGAGUAAGAGUCGUUACGAGACCAACGCGAGAACGGUAAUUGUGGAAGUACCGAGUGAUGGGGUCCAGUUCUUCGGGCGCGGAGCAGAUCGCCUAUUCGGUAGACAGAAACACAUCUGGAGAUCUGGGGGUGUUGGCCUCAAUCGGGGUGUCUUAUCUCUGCCCCCAACUCGGACCCGAACUGCUAUCCAGAGAGGAAUGGACGGAAAAGAUCGAAUCUCACAUCCUAAAACAAAUGGAAAAAAACAGAAUUGUCGGAACCAGCCUGAUGAUUCAUUCGUAUAAUAACGAGGAGAAUGCCACCCUCUGCGUCGAACUCCUUUGCACGUAUUUGAACAACAUUCUGGAACAUCCGAAUUCUGAAAAGUACAAGACUAUAUCUAUGUCGAACAAGACUUUCUCAGAAAAGGUGAAACCUGUCAAAGGGGCGUUGGAUUUUCUCCUGCUGGCCGGCUUCAAAACGAAGAAUGUCAGAACCGCACGGUCGGUCGAGGAGUGUCUGGUGUUGGAGGGCAACGUCGACGCUGCCUAUUUUGAAAAUUUGAUCAAAACGUUACGCUCAGUCCAGCCGAUAAAAUUGAAUCUAGACAGGAACCCGUGCCUUUACAAAGCGAACGAAACCAAACCAUUAGAGACGAACGACGAUUUCUUCAAGCUGACCGUCGAAGAAGUCAAGACUGAACAGAAGAAGAGGACGGAGUCCGUCAAAUCCGCGUCUAAACUGAUGACUAAGGCGAUGAGAGAAAUGGAGCAGGAAAAGUCGCAGAAAACAGUAAAAAUCUAUGCUUAUUCACUCAUUCGCAUCAGGUUUCCCGAUGGCGUCUAUCUUCAGGGAACAUUCGAAGCAGAAGAACCGCUGGCUGAGGUCCGGCAAUUCGUCUCGGAUUGUCUCGCUGCUCAAGUGUCAUUUGAACUGAUGUCCUCUUUGGGUAAACCUUUCAGCCAAAAUGAUUAUCAGACGCCCAUCAAACAUUUAAAAAUGGUUCCAGCAGUGGUGCUCAACAUCCAUGUUAAACCCCCAUUGAAAAAAUUGAUAAUUAGAGAAGACUUGAUUAAAAAAAUGAAAAAACUCUAGAAACUGCUCAUAUGUUUUCGAUUUGAUCGUAUGGGAGAAAUAUUUAAAACACGGUUAUGCUAUAAUACUGAGUUAGUUUUAAGAAGCCAAUCAUAAAUUUUAAAAUGUUUUAAAGCUUA
Messenger RNA from Cimex lectularius (bed bug), 2342 nucleotides. Its product is annotated as UBX domain-containing protein 6-like. Bases 1207 to 2223 code for a protein of 338 amino acids. NCBI's taxonomy places the organism in Eukaryota, Metazoa, Arthropoda, Insecta, Hemiptera, Cimicidae. The record is from RefSeq and is a predicted model, not a curated record. Gene Ontology annotation, molecular function: protein binding. Gene Ontology annotation, cellular component: cytoplasm. The transcript has a single exon.